AUGUCGCCCGUGGAAACGUCGUCUAUUUUAUAUAGUACUUUGAAUCAACGGGAUCUCAAUCUUCCGCAAGCCACCCCAACCUCCAUCUCCACCUUCAUCACAUCCACCAUCUUCCCAAGCUCUACCAAUUCGAAUUCCAGCAUUCCCAACCCCUCAACCCCACCCACUUCCAUAUCCUAUCCAUCCUGGUCCGUCCACUUUAGUCUCCUCCUCUCCCUCCUCAACCUCAUCGCCAUCUGUCUACUUCCCCGAGGACAGGGCAAACUUCUCCUUUUGUUAGGGUGGAUUGUAAUUUGGAAAUGUGUAGAGUGGGGACACUGGCUAGGGUUUCUUAUAGACUCGCUUCUGAUUUGGUUGACAUGGGGGGGUUUUUGGGUUUUUAAGAGGAUUUUGAUGUGGUUGUGGGGGGAGUUGGUUGCGGAAUUUGAGUGGAGGGAGGGUGAGGGUGAGGGUGAGAGUGAGAGGGGAAGACAACUCGAUGAACAAAGACAAAGCGAUCUUGAAAAAGCAAAUGAGAAUAAGAUCUCUGAGAAAGUUAAAGUUUAG
This is a messenger RNA of Sclerotinia sclerotiorum 1980 UF-70, 546 nucleotides long. RefSeq lists its product with no specific name. Bases 1 to 546 code for a protein of 181 amino acids. The transcript is spliced from 2 exons. The record is from RefSeq and is a predicted model, not a curated record. Lineage: Eukaryota; Fungi; Ascomycota; Leotiomycetes; Helotiales; Sclerotiniaceae.